This is a messenger RNA of Zea mays, 2032 nucleotides long. RefSeq names its product ethylene-responsive transcription factor ABI4. The coding region runs from base 794 to 1717 and encodes 307 amino acids. Gene Ontology annotation, biological process: regulation of DNA-templated transcription. The record is from RefSeq and is a predicted model, not a curated record. Gene Ontology annotation, molecular function: DNA binding; DNA-binding transcription factor activity. Lineage: Eukaryota; Viridiplantae; Streptophyta; Magnoliopsida; Poales; Poaceae. The transcript has a single exon.
UUGAACACAAUUCACAUGUGUUAAGAUAUAUUAGGGUAUAAAUUAGUUUAAGUUACACUCUAAUCCACUUUAAUACAUACUCUAAUCUACUUUAAUAUACGUGGAUUGAGAUCAAUGCUAAAGUAUUCAAACUAGUUAUAAGUGUCCUAAUCGUAGUCUUGCUCUUUUUAUAUAAAAAAACUUUCUUAGAGUUAUUGGCCGCGCGCGCGCGCGUUGCCCCUUCUUGUUCCGCAAGUUGAAACCGCCGUCGUCGGGUUGGUUGCUGCCGAGCGAAUCCAAACCCAGCUCACUUUGGCUGUUUCUGGAAACGGACCCUGCUUCAACUCGAAACUCAUCCCCCCUCACCGGUUUACCCAGUUCGAAAUUUGAAACGCACGAAUAUUCCAGACACCAACCCGAGGGCACUCCCGUCAUUCCGCGGUCCCCCUGCUCCCGAAGCGAAUAUGCCCCACACGGAGACCACCCGGCCACGUGGGCACCUACCGCCCAGAGGAGGAGAUUCCUUCCAAGGAACCUCCACCGCGGAAUUACCGAAACGCCCCUGCGCUGUUCAACUAAUACUUCCCCUCCCCCCUGGCCUCGGCUCCCGUCCGUUCGUCCCCAAUUUCCCCUUCGCCUUUGUCUUCCCGCUCCCGUCCCGAAAUCCGCCCGCCGAUUAAGCUUGCUUGCCCUAGCAGAUCGAAGCACUAGCCCUAGCCCUAGCCGAGGAGCGCGCCCAUGGCCGCCGCGGUCGUGGGCUGAGGGGCCGCGGCUCUUUGCAUGGGGUGAGGAAGCGGCGUCCCGAGGCGCGGGAAUGGACCCUAGCCUGAAGGAGGAGGUGAUGAAGGCGGUGGAGGAGGCGAGGUCCGCGUCGGUGCCGCGGUGCCGGGUGGUGCGCAUCAUCGUGCACGACGAGGACGCCACCGACUCGUCCUCCAGCGAGGACGAGGACGAGGACGAGGCGGGGGAGCGCGCCUCGCCGCAUCCGGGCUCGCCGUCGGCGUCGGCGUCGGCGGGGAGCGUGAAGCGCAGCCGCGUGCUGCUCCAGUCCGCCGGGUGCGGCGCGGAGGAGGACGAGGAGGAGGAGGAGGGGGAGGGGGCGAGGUUCACGGGCGUGCGGCGGCGCCCGUGGGGCCGGUGGGCGGCGGAGAUUCGCGACCCGAUGCUCCGCCGCCGCGUCUGGCUCGGUACCUUCGACACCGCCGAGGAGGCCGCCGCGGCCUACGUCGCCGCGCGCCUCCGCAUCCGCGGGCCCAAGGCGUCCGGGAGCAACCUGCUCCCGUCCGGUGCUCACGCCGCCGGCUCGCUCCCUCCGCCCGCGCACCGCCCGCCCCUGCCCCCCCGCCCCCCGCCACCGCCUCAGCGGGAGAAGCAGCAGUGCCCGCCACCGCCUCUGCUCCCGCCGAAGAAGCAGCAGUACCCGCCACCGCCUCUGCUCCCGCCGAAGAAGCAGCUGUACCCGCCACCGCUUCCCCUCCCGCCGAAGAAGCAGCAGCACCAUCACCCGCCACCGCCUCUGCCCACACUUCCGCCGAAGAAGCGGCUGGCGUCACCGCCUCUGCUGCCCGGAAGCGAGAAGCAGUGGGUCAUCUCCUCCCCGUCGGAGCCGCGGUUCGUCCCGCUGCCGGUGUGGGCUCUGAUGUCCGGCUCCGGGAAGCGCAAGAAGCGGUCAGGCUGCGGCGGGCGCGUCCCCGCCCUCCACACCCCAGCCGCCGCCGAGGAGACAGGGCGCGCCUGAGAGGCCGAGACGAUAGACGACACCAUCCCUGCUACUGGUAUCCAUCCCCUGCUCCUUGAUCAUGCCAAUCUGAUGACCGCUCGGUCGAUCGAUGCUAAUGUGAAGAGCCUGUAACCUCUCUGUCUCUCUCUCUCUCUCUCUCUCUCUGAUUCAUGCAACUGAUGAUUUGUGUACAUAUGCUGCUGGUGCUGGAGCCGCAGCAGGUGAUGAACUGAUCUGUGAAACCUGAUGAACUAUUCAUGUGUAAUAAAUAAGUAUCUGUUGACAUUUUUCGACCCGAACAAAACAAGGUUGUUGUUGGCUUGUUGCUGUGGA